Molecule: messenger RNA, 813 nt
Organism: Columba livia (rock pigeon)
Lineage: Eukaryota; Metazoa; Chordata; Aves; Columbiformes; Columbidae
Product: dispanin subfamily A member 2b-like
Exons: 2
Coding region: 232-570 (112 amino acids)
Biological process (GO): defense response to virus; negative regulation of viral genome replication; response to type II interferon
Cellular component (GO): plasma membrane
Source: RefSeq, a predicted model, not a curated record
GGGAGAAACUGGGCUUUGGAGUCCCCCGCGUCCCCAGCGCUGCCCCCCACCCGGCGGCGGAGCCAUGACCCAGCGACACGGGUGGCGGUGCCGCCCACCGAGGAGGGGACAGACCCCGGGGUGGCCCCGGGCCGGAGUGGGGAUGUCCGGCCGCCCCCCCGCGCCGGGCAGGCUCAGUUUCGGUUCUUCCCGCUGCUGCCGCGCCCGCUCCGGCGCCGCCGCGUCCCGGCCAUGAAGCCCCGGCACGGCGAGGUGUCCAUCCCGCUGCAGCCCCCCGGGCGGGGCGCGCCCCCCGCCGCCGGCCCCGCCGAGCAGCCCCGCGACUACGUGCUCUGGUCGCUCUUCAACGUGCUGGCGGGAUACGUGCUGGCCUGCCUGGGCUGCCUCUGCUUCCCCGCGCUCGUCUUCUCCAUCAAGGCCCGUGACUGCAAGGUGCUGGGGGACCUGGAGGGUGCCCGGCGGCACGGUGCCCGCGCCAGGGUGCUGAACAUCAUCUGCUCCCUGCUGCUGGUGGCCGGCGUGGUGCUCACCAUCAUCGCGGUCAUCGCAGUCACCAUCGCCGUCACCUGAUGGCCACCUGGCCACCAGCCCGCUUGCUGCCCCCCCGCCAAGCGUCCCCGCUGUGGGUGCGUGGUGCAGGGUCCCCGCUGCUGCACCCCGGGGUGUCCCAGCGCAUGGAGGGGUGGGCCAGGCUGGGACGUGGGGCACAGCCCCCUCUUGUCUCUGCUGGGGCACGGGGAGCUGCUGGGCUUCAUGGAGUGGUGACACAUGUAUAGGUCACUGUUGCCACCAAUAAAGCUUGUCCUGCCAAAA